This is a messenger RNA of Nasonia vitripennis (jewel wasp), 4708 nucleotides long. RefSeq names its product zinc finger matrin-type protein CG9776. Gene Ontology annotation, biological process: negative regulation of DNA-templated transcription; positive regulation of DNA-templated transcription. Lineage: Eukaryota; Metazoa; Arthropoda; Insecta; Hymenoptera; Pteromalidae. The coding region runs from base 259 to 3618 and encodes 1119 amino acids. The record is from RefSeq and is a predicted model, not a curated record. Gene Ontology annotation, cellular component: nucleoplasm. Gene Ontology annotation, molecular function: zinc ion binding; nucleic acid binding. The transcript has 12 exons.
GCCGACGCCAUAGCUCUGUGUACUGUAGUAGUAUAGUAGUUUGGCUUCUUAUUCUUCUUGUAAUCGCUUUUUCGCACUCGAAGGACGAUUCUUCGCUUGUUUCGUUGAAAGUCGUCGGUUCGGAACACUCGAUAGCGUGGGCGAGGUCAUUUGCUUGGUUUUGCUUGAAGAUCGUGUAAAUGCUGAUCACGACGUAACGGAGCGGCGAAUCGGGUUAAUCGUGAGAUACUGUGUUACAGUAAAAGCUGAUAAAUCAAAAUGGAGACAGAGACCAGGCGCAAGGGACCUAGGAGUCCCAGCGAGGAUUCAGAUGAUAUGAGGAGGAGGAAGAAGUAUGACAGAUCUCCAUCACCCAGAAGGAGGUACAGGAGGUCUAGAUCUCGCUCAACUUCCAGAGACAGAAGUUCCAGGAGAAAAAGCAGUAGAGAAAGGGAGCAUGACUGGAAAGCUAUGCAGCCGACUAACAAGGCAGCCAACCCACCAAACUCUACCGUCUAUCCGCCACAAGUGCUUAACCAAUAUAAUGCUGCUCAGAGGACAGCUCCACCACCCAAUACUAGUCAACCACCACCUCCGAUGCAGUAUACCCAGGGAUAUGGAAACUAUAACUACAACUACAGCCAAAGCUAUGCCGAUUAUGCUGGAUAUCAACAGGCUGCUGGAUACAGAAACGAUUACCCGCCGCCGAACUGGCAAGGCAAUGUGCCAUAUAACAGUCAACAGCAGGCUCAGCAGCAGGCAGCGGCGGCUGCUGCGGCGGCGGCCGCGGCCGCUGCUGCCGCUGCAGCCUCGAUGCCUCAGACCAACCGAGGUGAACCAGCGAAUCAGCAGCGCGUCGUCGACGCGGCGGCACAAGCCGCCUUACUCGCCGCGGCUAAUGCCGCCGGAAAUCGGCCCGAGGAAGCCAAGAAAGAAGCCAUCGCAGCCGAACUGAAACAGCAAAAAGCAACGCUGGCGAAACAACGCGAGGAGUACAUCAAAAAGUCGUCGACGCUUCAGCGUGAAUUAGAAAUUCUGCGGAAGCAGUUCGAAGAAAUCGGCAAAGAAGGAGGCAGAGAAAAUAAUCGCAUCAUUAAGGAAAAUCAAAAGCUACAGGUCGAGAUACAGACCAAAAUGAAAUCCAUUCAUAACGUCAUCGACAUGCUAACUAAUAUUAUCGGCGACAAAGUGACAGUUGACGACCUGAAAGUCAAAUACAAACCUGAGCUGAUGAACCGCUUGAAAAGUCCGAAGGAAACCUUUAGUGGUAAAUCUGGUGCCAACACGCCUAAUUCGGACGACAAGGAAGACGAUAUGAAACCUGCGUACAACUUUGUGCAUUAUGAUCCAGAGAUGCAUUGGUGCAAAACUUGUGACAUCUUCCCGAAAACCGCUAAAGAAUAUCUUAAUCAUCUUCAUAGCAAUGAACAUAAAGAGACCUGCAUGGAGCGCAAAAUAGUCGACAUGCCUUGGCACGACAGCAAGCUUACGAAUUCGGAGAAGGAAGUGCCAUAUUAUCCAGGACUCCCGACGAAACGAACGCCAAUCAAAGGAUUGCAGUUCUUUAGCCCAUCGACCGCCUGGUACUGUAAGCUGUGCAACACCUGGAUCGGCGACCUUCAUUGUGCCAGUUUGCAUCUGAAAAGCCGACGUCACUCUGAGAAUUAUAUUAAUUUCGUGGAUCAAAAUCCUCACUGGGAGACUGAUUGGAUGGCCGAUCGUGAAAAAGCAUUCUCCGACGAAAAGCAUAAGCAGAUCCAAAUAGAAAUUCAGAAACAGAAGGAAGAUGCACCAUCCUCUAAGGCUAAAAAGUCUAAGAAAUCAAAGAAGAACAAGAAAAAAUCGAAGAAACGCAAGACUAAAAGUAGCAACUCAGAUUCUUCGAGUGAAUCAGAAAGCAACGAAUCCGAGAACAAUAAUGGACUUGCUAUAGAAGACUCGUCCAGGAGCAUCAGAGUAGCCAUGAGGAACAAGAUGAAGGGAUCCAGCCAGUCCAGACAUAGUACUGAAGAUUUUGCUAACAAUGAACCAGAAGAUAGGAACUCUGCACGUGACAAAGUGAAACAGGACGUAGUUACGAAGAAUAAUACCGAGGCGGAGCUGCAAGCCUGGGGUCCCAAAGAGCCACCCAAGCCUUUUUGGAUCAAGAAAGACAAUGAAAAUGAAAACAAGGUUCAAACUCCUGUGCAACCUGUAGUAGUGCCUCCUAAGCCUGAGGAAAUGCCCAAGCCUCACAUGGGCUUUUGGACGAAGCAGCAAGUUAACAUGCCUGCAAAGCCGGUUGAAAAAGAACGAGACGAGGAUAAGGAGAAGGACAAGGACAAGGACAAGGAUCGGGAUAGGUAUAAGGAUGAUAGGCGAGAAUAUGGAAAUAAGUGGGACAGGAGAGAUGACAAGUAUGAUAGGUAUAGGGAUGACAGAUAUGACAGAAGACGUGACCGAGGGCGAGAUAGGGAUAGAGAUAGGGAUUACUAUGAGAAUCGAAACAGGCGUCGCGGCUCCAACGAUUCGCCUCCACACCGAUCCGGCUGGGGUCGUGAGAGUAGUCCUAAGCGUUCUUACGGCAAACGUGGUGGCGAUGAAGGCUCAAGUGAUGAGUCCAAGUAUGACAAAAAAGACUCCAAGCAGAAGAAGGGAUCUACACCCAACAAUCAGCAGGCAGGAAAGAAAAGUCAACCACCCGUCAAGGGUAAACUUCCUUUUAUAGGCAGAUUGCCGCUUUUCAAGAAGAAGGAUGAUCCCAAACCUGAGAAGGAACUCACGGCUCUGCCAUACACGCAAAGCAAGUUUGAAGAUACGCCCAAAGUCCCCAGUGAUAUUAUAAAUCCCCCUGGAGUCGUACAUGUGCCAAAGCUUGCGACACCCGUAGUGUUGCCUAAUAAUCCACCACCAGCUAAGAUGAAGAUCCUAGUGGCACCGCCACCACCAACGCUUAACGAUAAGCAAUCCUCGAACAAAGCUACUACUCCCGAAGUUGUAGAUAUGGAGAUUGAGGACCAAUCAGAGGAAGUGAUUAUUGAACAAAACGUUGAGCCAUCGAAAAAGGAGACCGUGAAUCCGACUUUGCCUAACACUAGUCUACCUCCCCCGGGUUACCCUAAGAAAACUGAGGUUACCCCUACGCCUUUUACUCACCAAGGACCACCUCCUCCGUUUGUGACCAACACGUUUAUGCAUCCACCUGCACAGCAAGUGCAACCAAUGCCGUACAUGCACCAAAUGCAAAUACCUCCACCAAACAUGUACGCAAAUCCACCACCACCCAUGCCAGUUCAAGCGGAAGCUCCGCCGUGUGUUCCAGGAGUUCCUGACGGCACUGAGAUCCCUGAGCCUAUGGAAAAACGUCCCGAUGGCGCGCCGUUGCCAGAAGACCUCCAGGAAGCAUUAGAUAUCAUCUUCCCGAAUGAACAAGCGGCAGAGGAAAGCAGAGCAGCUGCUGCAGCUGCGGCCCAACAGAACCAAGAUAGUACGAUAAUGUACGGUUCGGUUUACAAUAUGUUGGGCUGUGUGGGUUACGGGCCGGACUACAUGGAUCAACCACCGCCCGAGAUCACACAACAGGAACCUGAACUCGAAACCGCGCCAGGACCUGACGAUUUGAGAAUGCUUGGCAUUGACGAGGGAGACACCAUUCUGUAGAUUUCACAAGCGCUAAAAAAUGAAAAGGAACGCACAGGUUUCGAUUGAGCAAACAUUUAUCAGUUUUGAAACGUCUAAAAGUUUUCUGGAUUCGAAUUUAAAGGUUUUUUACAAUAAUUGCAAUUAUCUACUUAUUUUAUAAAAGAAUAUAUCGCAAGAGGGUUAGUACAUCGGUGCUGGAGCUUUAAGCAUAUGAAAUCAAGAUUAAAAUCUUAUAUUUUACUAAGAAAUAACGAAAAAGAUAUAUACGUAUAUAAAACUUACGUAGUAAUUUGCUUGUAAAAAUUUAUCAUAUUUUCUAAUCCUUAAGAAAUGAUAUAUUUAUAAAAAAAAAUAUAAUUACUUUUUUAUCAUUAUUUUGAAUCUACGAUAUGAUUUAACAAAAUUUUUUGUUACAAAAUUUCAAAAUAUUACGUUAUAAAUUCGUGAUUAAUUUUUUAAGCAACAAAAAUUUUCCUAUAUUUUUUAUGAUACUUUUGUAAUGCUUUGAAAUUUUGUAAUAUAAAACAAAUAUGGAAGAGAUCUUGCAUAUAGCUCCUGAUAUGCAUAUAUUGCUCAAUCGAAUCCGCGUGAAGAUGUAUUACAAGUACAAAAAUACUUGAAACUGGUUGACAGUUUCAGUAUUUUUAAGGCUGUGUUUGGUUUUUUUAUGUCAAACACAGUCCGUGUACGCUAUGCUUUCAUGUGUGAGUAAAUAAUCCGCAAGGAUUACUUUACUUUUUAUUUGAUCAUCCGUUCUUUUUCUGAAAAUACUUGUGUCUCCUUUUUUUACUUGUACAGUUUUAAAAACGCAAGUUUUUGCGUAUUUACACUAUCUAUAUAGUAUUUUAAGAAUCAAUUAAACUUUGGCUAUUGCAAUGUGAAAGACAUCAAAUGAAAACAUUCGUCUGAUCAAUUACGUAGAGUUAAUGACAAGAAAAAUAAGUGUUUGAGCAUAAAUAUUUGCGUCGAAACUAUUCCAAUGUAUCAUUGAACGAUAGGAGUUGGCGGUACAGUGAUUUUUAUUGUUACGUUGUAAUAUUUGCCCCGUUCGGGGCUAAAUUAUAAGAUAAAAAUAAAUUAUACGAUAAUUAAAACUUACAGUCACCAA